CUGCGCAGGAUACUAUCGUCAGCUGCCAGCGUCCACGGCUCAGCCGCCACACACACACACACACACACACACCGCACCAGAUCUCCUGAGAGGAUGGGGCACGAACUGCGACUGCAGCAUGCUGUGUUUGGAUCCUAAGGGGACCAUUUCUGAGUUGUGCGUGCGUGAGAGAGUGUGUGUGUGCGUGCGUGCGUGCGUGCCUGAUAGAUAGAGAGACUGUACGCUUGCAAGUGUGAGUGAGUGACUGAGUGCGUAUGCGUAUGUGUCUUCUCUUGGGGGGAUAACUCGCUGCACGAUUCAAGCACAAGGACUCCGAGUGCAAGGAAGUCUUCGGCAGCAGCAUCAGUACCGCAUCUUUGAGCGGGCAUCAUCCCCGGCCAAGACCCCCCACCUACCUUCCUCCCAAAAGCCCCACUAGAAUCUUCACCGACACUCUGUAUCAAACCCCCCCCCCCCCCAUCCCUAAAUCCAGCUGCCGGCUCCGCCGUUACCCCGGCAACCAUGGACUGCGGACUGCGUCUGCCUCCGGUCAUUGAGGAGGUCAUGGACCCAGCAUUGGAUGACCUGUGUGAGCUGAAAACCGAGCGGCCCGGCAUGGAGGCCCUGACGGCCAAAGAGAGGGAGUCCCUGGAGGAGGAGGAGAAGAGGGAGGCGCAGAAGGAGAAAGAGGUGGAGGUGGGGAACGGAGAGAAGGGCCAGAAGGAGGAGCGGGAAGGAGGGAUGGCCAAAGAGGGAGCGGCGGAGGAGCAAGAAGAAGAAGAGGAGCGAGGGAUGACGGAGGAGGAGGAGUUGGAGGAGCUGAGGGCUCAGGUGCUGCAGCUGCUGCAGGAACUGGAGGAGACCAGAGUCAUCUCCCAGCACCACGAGGACAGCUUCAUGGAACUGCAGGGUCUUCUGGAGGAUGAGCGUUUGGCCAGUGCCCACCAGGCUGAAGCCUUCACCAGGCAAAUCCAGAGACUGCAAGCCCAGCUGCGCUCGGUGCAGGAGGAGAUGGAGUGCCUGGAGGAGGAGAAGGAGAGCGAGCUGGCGGAGGCGCAGGAGGAGCUGCGCGGGGCCCAGGAGGAGGUGCUGGUGCUGCAGCAGGCGGCCGAGGAGGCGGCAGGGGAGCGGGAGAACGACAUCGCCUCCCUGCAGGAGGAGCUGUGCCGCCUCCGGGCCCAGCUGCAGAGGCUCCAGGUCACCACGCAGGAGUACGAGCUGGAGAUCACCUCGCUCCGGGCCGAGAUCGCUAUGAAGAGCCACCACGGGACGCCCAGCCCCGAGCCCAGAGAGAGGGCGUACGCACACGGAGAGGUUGAUCAGCUGAAGGCAGAGUGCCACACGCUGACGGAGGAGUGCCAGAGCCUGAAGGAUGACAACAGACAGCUGACUGAGAAGCUCCACCUCCUCCAACAGAAAGCCAGCUCCUGUGACCCAUACCUGUCUCUGAGGACCCCAGAUGAAGCCAUCCGCAGCCCUAAGCCUGGUGCCCUCCCGGAGGCAGCCUUGGAGGCCUGCAAGGCUGGGGGCUACAUGACCAUGAUGGCGCCCCCAGCUGGGCAGCAGCACGUCGCCCACACUACAGCAGCAGCGGUGGCUGCAGGAGCAAAGGUGGAGACUGCAAGAGGAGGUGGGGCCGGAGCAGGUGUGGACAUGGAGGAGGUGCGGAGCCUUAGGCAGCAACUGGAGAAAGCAGAGGAGAGAGCCAAUGAAGUCAAGCAACUGUGCGAGAGUCUGAGAGAAGAGCUGGAGGAGCUGCAGGGUCUCUAUGACAACAGCCAGAAGGAGAGGGCAGAGCUGGAGGCGGAGCUUCAGCAGUACAGGGCGGAGCUAGAGCGCCUGACCGGGAAGAAGAAACAGAGCUCCUCUCCUGCACCCGAGUCCCCUAUUCUCUCCGUCCCCUUCUUAGGAAUGGUUGUAAUAGUGGCGCAGCUUUGGUGCUGGUGGUCGGAGCUGGCUUCCUAAAAGGGGUUUGAAGGGUCACGAGGACGAGUGGAAUGUGGUGAUGGUGGUCGCCAUAACGGCAGCGGUGGUUCUGAUCGUCCCCAGCUUGACCAGAAUGCUGUCCUGAUCCCCCGGGGUAAUCCCCCAGGACACCACAGGAAGUGACAUCACGUCAUCCUCCACCUCCACCAUGGAUAUCUCUACUGUAUUUACUCCCCCCCUUCACCUGCAACCCUAGGCCAUAUGUCUUCAAUAUACGACUACAGGGCUGGCAAAUGCAGAUGCUUGACCAGAAUUCUGUCCUGAUCGGGAUCCAACCGGAAGUGACAUCACUUCUCCACCUCCAUUGAAAUCUCUACUGUAUUUACUUCCUACUUUUAGCCCCUCCUAUCUAAACUCCCUUCACCUGCAACCCGAGGGGCAACAUGUCUUCAGUAUACAACUACAGGACCGGCACAUGGAAAUGCUUGACCAGAAUUCUGUCCUGAUUGGGAUCCGACAGGAAGUGACAUCACUUCUCCACCUCCAUUGAAAUCAACAUGUCUUCAGUAUAUGACUACAGGACUGGCACAUGGAAACAUCUGUUCCCCACCGUCCACAGAAAAACACAAAGCAAAACAAAAAAAACCUCGCUCACUCAACGGCAGCAUCACUAGGACUAUGGGACCAGAGUCACUCGUCUUCCGUCAUUUUCAAUAGACUGUUGCUCUCCCUUUCCUUUUCUCUCAAUCUUUCUUUCUUUAUUUCUACCUCUUGCUGGUUCUUUUUCGUCUUCCAUUUCAUCUACUUCUUGCUCUCUCUUCUGUUUUCACUCAUCCUUUUUAUUCUACAUCUCUCAGUUCCUUACUUUUCUGUCUAUACUGUA
Engraulis encrasicolus (European anchovy) is the source of this 2788-nucleotide messenger RNA. RefSeq names its product coiled-coil domain containing 136b (gene ccdc136b). The transcript has 13 exons. The record is from RefSeq and is a predicted model, not a curated record. Bases 502 to 1944 code for a protein of 480 amino acids. Gene Ontology annotation, cellular component: acrosomal membrane. Gene Ontology annotation, biological process: acrosome assembly; single fertilization. NCBI's taxonomy places the organism in Eukaryota, Metazoa, Chordata, Actinopteri, Clupeiformes, Engraulidae.